Aspergillus sclerotioniger CBS 115572 is the source of this 1575-nucleotide messenger RNA. RefSeq lists its product as uncharacterized. NCBI's taxonomy places the organism in Eukaryota, Fungi, Ascomycota, Eurotiomycetes, Eurotiales, Aspergillaceae. The transcript is spliced from 2 exons. The coding region runs from base 62 to 1456 and encodes 464 amino acids. The record is from RefSeq and is a predicted model, not a curated record.
CCAACGUCCUAAGGAAGACUUUGGAGUAAUAUGUGAACUACACAUCCCCCGGUUUGUUAAAAUGAAUGUCUGGUCCGGCGCACUCUCGCUGGAUAGAGGAGCACAACUCCAAGGCCUACAAUUGAUUGACCGGUCGUCGAACUGGCAACCGGAUAUUACCAGAGACUCGACGCUCAACUUUCGCUGCUUCGUGAAUCCAGCCCUCAUACCACUCUAUGCGCGAUCCGGUCCGAACCUCGAACUUCACACAAAGGACCAGGAGACUUCGCAAUGGCUCAAGGACAAAUUGACCGGUACUAUCUGGCUGGAAGAAGAUGACCUGGAUCGUCUUCAAACCCUCCAGUGUCCUGUUGGUUUGCUUGUAAGAGUUGAGAAUGAUGGACGUGCAAAGACCUCUGGAUCACACACCACCGACUUGCUAGUGCACGGUGUUUUAUCAACCACGACAUCCGAACGACCCCCAACCCCGCCUGUCUCGUCACCAGAGCAAGAUGAUCAGCCGUCUCAUGUCGUGAGACAGGAAUUGAGGAUCUAUGCUACUCCGAUUUCUGCGUCUCUCAUUAACAAAGCUCAGUCCCUUCCAUCUCCACAAGACUCCGACGGUCAUGGACAAUCUGCUCGGUUUCUGCCAGACAUCUGCUCGCCCAGUCCCAAGCGCAAACGUGUGGCAACACUUUUCGAAUCAGUGGCACAGCAUCAUAAGAGAGUGCGGCAGAAGGGAGGCGAGGCCGUUUCACAAUUAAUGGCGCGCUCGCUCUCCCAGUCAUCUCAGCAAUUGCAAGGUCUCCGAGUCAAACGAGAGUCCGAGGAGCCUUCACUUCCCCAGUUGGACCGGAUCACCUCACAGCGCUCACGGUCUGUAUCUCUUGGAGCAAGCCUCAACGCCAAGCUUCUAGAAUCUAGGUCAGAACAACCACGGCCUAGCAGCAGACGGGGCUACAUUCGCGAAUUCAACUCGCGGAGGGGUACUCCGAACCCGUUCGUAGAGUCUUCCUUGCGGAGAGAAAAAGAACUGUCGCCGGAAUUGCUACCCGAGGGGAAACUUGAGUCUCCAGCAGCGCCCAAGGAUGCGGAUACCAUUGUCACAGAAAAUAAAAACACGAUCACUCGGACAAUCUUGACCUGCAUGCGGCUUUACGGCUUUAACCGUGCGACGGCGCGCUCCGCAAGCUCUAGCAGACCGCAAACCGGGACCGGUAGCCACGAUAUAAUCCCUGCGAGCGGCGAAGACAAGGACUCGCGCAUGACGACGGUGGACUCUUUAAACACCGACGAAGAUGAAUUCAAGGCCAUGUACCAUGCGACAUAUCGUGCAUCAACGUUCGCACUGCGGAAGUAUCUGAAGGAGCCUUCUCCGGGGGGAUCUGGGUCGUCGAAUAUGCCGCCUCUGUUGGAAAAAGCGAAAGCCAUGACCUACAUCGACGAGUUCUUGAAACUAUUCUGUGAGGAGAACUAAGCUUUUCUGAUACAGGUCAUGAUUUAUGAGUUAUGAAGUUAUGAAGUAUAUAGUCCAGCGAUAUUGUUAGAAUGCAAGGAAGUUUAUCCUUGUUUUACCCGUACAAAGAUACAAUCAAU